Messenger RNA from Fomitiporia mediterranea MF3/22, 546 nucleotides. RefSeq lists its product as uncharacterized. The coding region runs from base 1 to 546 and encodes 181 amino acids. NCBI's taxonomy places the organism in Eukaryota, Fungi, Basidiomycota, Agaricomycetes, Hymenochaetales, Hymenochaetaceae. The transcript is spliced from 3 exons. The record is from RefSeq and is a predicted model, not a curated record.
AUGACUGAAAUUCGGUACCAAAUUGAAUGCUCACCUACGAAUGAUAACGUGUCGGAAUUCCUUCAUACGGUGCAGCGUGUCCCGAGAACUGUCUUUGAGCGUCUAAAACCAACGAUCGACCAUGCAACAGCGGAAGAAGCAAAGUAUUCGCGGAAAGGCACAAAUUCCGGAUGGGCGCUGAACUUUGCAAUCGGGAUGCAAGUCUUCUUGAGUGCACUCAUCACUGCACUCUCAGCGGUCACGAGCGGACGACGAACACAAAUCAUGACUUCAGUUCUGGGCGGUGCUGGUACAGUCGUCGCCUCUUACCUUGCUCGUGCGCGUGGUUCCAACGAACCAGAGCUCUCGAUAGCACGCACUAAAGAUCUACAACGCUUCGUGCGCGUUUGCGAUGCAUUUGUGCAGGACCACGGGCAAGAGACUGGUUUCGAGGAAAGCGGAGGAAAGGAUGGGAGCAGGGACCUUCGAAGAGCACAUGCACUAGAUGAAAGGAUUAGGGAGCUGCGAAUUGAAUUAGAGCACUUGCUUGGGAAUGGGGAUGGGUAA